Trichosurus vulpecula (common brushtail) is the source of this 3325-nucleotide messenger RNA. RefSeq names its product serine/threonine kinase 11 (gene STK11). The coding region runs from base 1172 to 2497 and encodes 441 amino acids. Gene Ontology annotation, biological process: glucose homeostasis; intracellular signal transduction; establishment of cell polarity. The transcript has 10 exons. The record is from RefSeq and is a predicted model, not a curated record. Gene Ontology annotation, cellular component: cytoplasm. Gene Ontology annotation, molecular function: ATP binding; protein serine/threonine kinase activity; protein kinase activator activity. NCBI's taxonomy places the organism in Eukaryota, Metazoa, Chordata, Mammalia, Diprotodontia, Phalangeridae.
AACCCUCCUUUUAAGUUUACUUCUCUUCCCCUCCCCAGCCCCGCGCCCCCAACUUGUUCUUUGUUUUUGUUUUUAAAGGGGUUGUGGGGUCCGUAGGUCGCCUGUAGCACCGUGGGGGUUUAGUUUGCCCCUCUCCUUCCUCCUUACCCUUUUUUUUUCCUUUGGGAGGAGUGGGGUACUCAUCUCUACCUGUCACUUUUUUGGGGAGGGGAACCGAGAAAAUUGGGAUUGGGUUAGUUUGUUCCCAUCCCAUUCCCCCCAGGUUUAUUUAUUGAAGGGAGGGAUUUCCCCAGGGUCGGGGUGAGUGGGAAGGAAAACUUCUCUGAUCUCUUUCCAGGAGCUCUUUGGUGGAGGCUCCCCAGGAUCAGGGUCUUCACAUUGACCUUUGGGGGCUGGCAGUAGGGGACCUUUGGGGAGGGAAGCAGCGGGAGGAAUUGGAAGACUGAGUGAAGGGAUGUCCCCUGUGAAACCUUGAUAAGUGUUGAGGGCUUUGAACUUUUGGCAGAUAGAGGGGAGGAGCCUGUGUGUGUGUGUGUGUGUGUGUGUGUGUGUGUGUUGGGGGGCACCGGAGUGGGACAAGAGAUUGAUAUUCAAUAGAGGAAAUUCGUUCAAGCAAUCAAAUUUCCACUACCAGUUUAUUUUCAAAGGGGGUCAAGUUUGGGAUUCAAAGUGCAAAAAACCUGUGAGCACGUUCUGACUGCUGAUCCCAGUUUGUAUUUGGGAGCCAUGACACAAUGGUAAUGGAAAGUCCUGAAAAGACUUCACUUUCCUUCUGUAUUUGUCCAAGGGUCUAAAGUCCUAGAGAAUGACCUAGCACUUAAGAACCCAACCUGGGCCUUUUUAGGGGCAACAGUGAGUGAGGAGACCUGGCUGAGCCAAAGCAGUGAGACCGGGUCAAAAACAAGCCAGGUGCCUGAGCAAAAGUUCUUGAUGUUUUUUUUUUGUUUGUUUGUUUGUUUUUUGCUUGAGAGCCAGGCACUUGGGGUGCAUUAGACCCUUUUCAGGGACUACUGAAUUACGUUAGUACAAUCUUUGGAAGAGUUGGGUUUUUUUUUUUCUCUUCUAUUUUUGUUUUGUUUUGAGAAGAAAAGUUGGGAAAACCAAGAACUCAAGAUUGGAUUAAGGGAUCCUAGUGUGUCUAAAGAAACCUGGUUAAGGAGUUUAAUCCAGGAUGGAUUUGGCAGAACCACAGCAGUUGGGUAUGUUUACAGAAAGUGAACUGAUGUCUGUGGGUAUGGACACAUUUAUCCACCGAAUAGACUCCACCGAGGUCAUCUACCAGCCAAGACGAAAAAGAGCCAAACUCAUUGGCAAAUACCUGAUGGGGGAUUUACUGGGAGAAGGAUCUUAUGGGAAAGUGAAGGAGAUGCUGGACUCUGAAACCUUAUGCCGGAGAGCUGUGAAAAUCCUCAAAAAGAAAAAGUUGCGAAGGAUCCCCAAUGGGGAGGCUAAUGUUAAAAAGGAAAUUCAGCUACUGAGGAGGUUACGGCACAAAAACGUCAUACAGCUGGUGGAUGUAUUAUAUAACGAAGAGAAGCAGAAAAUGUAUAUGGUGAUGGAGUACUGUGUGUGUGGGAUGCAGGAGAUGCUGGACAGCGUUCCAGAGAAAAGAUUUCCAGUCUUUCAGGCUCACGGGUACUUUUGCCAGCUUAUAGAUGGGUUAGAAUACUUGCAUAGCCAAGGAAUUGUCCACAAAGAUAUAAAACCAGGGAACCUGCUACUUACAACCAAUGGGACGCUAAAAAUAUCUGACUUAGGCGUAGCAGAGGCAUUGCAUCCUUUUGCAGAAGAUGAUACAUGCAGAACAAGCCAAGGGUCACCAGCAUUCCAGCCACCAGAAAUAGCCAAUGGCUUAGAUACCUUUUCAGGCUUUAAAGUGGACAUUUGGUCAGCUGGGGUCACGCUAUACAACAUUACAACAGGUCUUUACCCCUUUGAAGGAGACAACAUCUAUAAAUUAUUUGAAAACAUCGGGAAAGGAGACUACACGAUUCCAGGGGAUUGUGGUCCUCCACUCUCUGACCUGCUGAAAGGCAUGCUUGAAUAUGAACCAUCCAAGAGAUUUUCAAUACAGCAGAUACGGCAGCACAACUGGUUUCGUAAGAAACACCCCCAGGCAGAGGCCUUGGUCCCCAUUCCUCCCAGCCCGGAAACCAAGGACAGGUGGCGAAGUAUGACAGUGGUGCCUUAUCUGGAGGAUCUGCAUGGCUACAAUGAGGAAGAGGACGAUGACCUCUUUGACAUUGAGGACGACAUCAUCUACACUCAGGAUUUCACAGUACCAGGACAGGUCCCCGAGGAGGAGGCUGGACAAAAUGGACAGAACCGUGGGAACCGGGGUCCCCCCAAGAUGGUGUGCAUGAAUGGCACCGAGACGGCGCAGCUGAGCACCAAAGCCAAAGCUGAGCGGAGGGUCAGCGCCUCCUCCAACCCCUCCCGCAAGGCCUCCUCUGCCAGCAGCAAGAUCCGACGGCUGUCAGCUUGCAAGCAGCAGUGACCUUCCUCCACCCCAGGGCUGGGGCCCGGAAAGCAUCCUGUCUUGGGGGCUCCGUGGGCCAGCAAAGCAUCCCAGGCCAUCAGUUCUCUGCGUCUACUCUUCUCGCCAUGGACACAUCCCAUACCCUUCCCCAGGCAAAUGAAGCCUCCGCUCAGACCCCAGUCAGUUCUCAGACUUGAGGAGAGGACAAGCUGCAGGUUGCUCAGCCCAGGAGGAGGGCAGAUGGGGCCUGGACACAGGCCUUUCCAGAUGUUCCCCUCUCCCAGCUGCAACCCCCACACACACCCACUGGAACAGCGCCUUUUGCCAAUCACCCCACCCCCAAUUCAGCAUCUCCAACCUGCACUGCUCCCCCUUCCCCAAGGUGACGGGAGGAGAAGUGCCAGGAGGGAACUCUGGGAAGGAAGCAGAGAUGGCUCUUCUCUCUGCUCCUGUCCAUCCGUCCUGCCUGAUUGUCCAUCCAUCCUACUUUUCUACCAGCCAAGUCCAGCUGUCCAGUGAGAUCGUGCCCUGCCCUGCCCUUCCAAAGGUGGACAACUUCUGUGCAAAGCCAUCAUAAUGCACUUUAUGUUUUAAACUACUGGUAUCUAUUUUUCCCCCCUUAUUUUUGUUUUUACUUUGCGAUAUAUUAGAGAUUCUCCCACACAUUGUGAUGUUUAAACAAAUCACAAAACAACAGAAACAGGUAUUAAAGAAACGAACCUCUCCUAUUAAAAAAAAACUGCAUUGCAUGCUGUACAGGGCUAAGAGAGGGAGACUUUGAGUGGCUAAAUUUUUUUUUUUUAAGAAAAAAUAAAACAAAGAGGUGGAUUUGAGCUGCGGUCAUCA